Messenger RNA from Haliotis rubra (blacklip abalone), 733 nucleotides. RefSeq lists its product as uncharacterized. The coding region runs from base 63 to 449 and encodes 128 amino acids. NCBI's taxonomy places the organism in Eukaryota, Metazoa, Mollusca, Gastropoda, Lepetellida, Haliotidae. The transcript is spliced from 7 exons. The record is from RefSeq and is a predicted model, not a curated record.
AGAACAAGGCUAUACAUGAAAAGCUACUUAAGUUUGGCGGGGCCAAGGAAUUCCUGCUGGCCAUGGGAUGGACAGAGAUUGACGAUAUGCUGAUGUAUCUGGAGGAUCAUGAUCUCUCCGUUACAACAAACAUCCUGGAGGAACACCUACACACACUGCCACCACCUCAGAGUGCAGCGACCUCCCCGCCAGCAGCGUCACCUGCAGCUCCCACUGAGACUGCAGCAUGGACAGAGGCAGAGCUAAAACAACGAGAUGAAAAACUAGAAAAAGAGAAGAAAAGAAGAAUGGAGGAAUAUCAAAGAAUGAAAAAAGAAAGGGAAGCAAUUAAGAAACAGAUUAAAGAGGACAGAAAGGACACCCAGACAAGGGAAGUCAAGGACUCGCAUGCAAGACAGCUUAAUUUUGGUGCCAAUGUAAAGAAAUUUGAAAACAGGGGUGGCGGAUGAGGGUAAUCUGACUUCCACAGCUGAGCGCCAACUUUAGUUCCCAGUGUCAUCUUGUCAAGUUCAAACCUUCAUUUCAUAAGGGAUACCACUGUCUCUAAUCUCUGUCUUCUUAUUGAACAUCUCGCACAGUUUAAUUGGACAGAUAAUUUUAGCAUCGUGUGACUGGUAAAGUGCAUAAUUUAUCUUCAUUGGUUGGAGAUAAUAUUUUGGGGAAGGAGAUAACCCACUGUCUUAAGAUUAGAACUGGUAUGUUAGCUAUGAUAACUUCUGUCACAGAAUCAGUG